AUGGACAAGUACCUAGUGGAUGUUUACACUAUCAGAUCCAGAUUCAACUCUCCGUUACAAAACCCAGCUCCAAAUUUCAUAUCUGAAACCACAUUAUCGCCACGCAAGCGCCCAUAUCGCGCAACCAAACAUCCCAUGAAAAAUGCUCACUUCAAUUUAACUAAAUCGCAGUUCUUAGAAAACCGGCAAAACGAAAAAGUAGCAGCCAUACUAAAAGCAGAAAAUAAUCCGCCGCCAAACUUUGAAAUUGACGAAUUAAAUGUGCAAUCGAGGAGAUUCGAUAGCAUUCGUAAAGAUAGCCUCAAGCGCAAGGAUGAAUACUUAAGAGAAAUAUAUUUCCUAAAAUAUGAUUAUGGCGUUAAAGCUAAAUCUCGUAAAAACAGGACUAUUCGGUUGAUGGAACAGUUCAUAUAUGAGACUCAGUAUAAGUUGACGUAUGUACAAGUUCUGCGGAAGAAGUACAUUUUGCAGCCGAGGUAUAGAAUUGGCUACUGUUUUUCGUUAUUGGCGAAUUUGCGAAAUCAGCAGUUUGUUCUGUUCGAUGCGUUACGGCGAAAUAAGGAAAUUUGGACAACGUUGUACAUUCAUCUUAAGCUAUAUGAGAAGAUCGUGAGGCUGGACGUAGAUAUACGAGACUUAAUAGCAUAUAUAAAGAAGAUAAAUUGGGACAGGAUGCCGAAAGAGGAACCAGUCUACUUCGAUAGCGUUAAGCAUAUGCAACAAUGA
Pieris macdunnoughi is the source of this 726-nucleotide messenger RNA. Lineage: Eukaryota; Metazoa; Arthropoda; Insecta; Lepidoptera; Pieridae. The record is from the annotation of a GenBank genome assembly.